Messenger RNA from Gavialis gangeticus (Gharial), 2948 nucleotides. RefSeq names its product C-terminal binding protein 1 (gene CTBP1). Gene Ontology annotation, molecular function: NAD binding; transcription corepressor activity; oxidoreductase activity, acting on the CH-OH group of donors, NAD or NADP as acceptor. Bases 625 to 1893 code for a protein of 422 amino acids. The record is from RefSeq and is a predicted model, not a curated record. The transcript has 9 exons. Lineage: Eukaryota; Metazoa; Chordata; Crocodylia; Gavialidae.
UGUACAUAAAGGCUUGUUCUGCUGCUUCCCUUCCCAUCCCCCUCCUUUCGCUGCCUGCUUGCUUUGUGUGUGAGUGAGAGUGCAUUUUUUUUCCUGACUUGUUAGCUAAUAUAUGGUUAUUUCUAAAUGAGAGGAGCUGAUGGCCAGACAUCAUUAUCUUUCAGACAACUUUGCCUAGCAACUGCCGGAAUAGAGGGAUAUUAAACAAAUUUAACAGAAGACUUGCUGAAGCAGGGUGAAGGGACCUGAACUUGACUGCUACUCUAGUUCAUUCUUUCUCCAAAAAAAAAAAAAAAAAAGAGAAACGUCUGCAAGUAAAAUAGCUUUAAAUCUAUAUCCAGAAUUUUAACUCUUCAAAAAAAAAAAAAAAAAUCUAUGUCUAUGUGGUUGGAUUUAGCCAUGCCCCAGCUUUUAACUGCAGUAAAACGCAGGUAAAAUGCCUUGAAGGAAAAAAAGAAAAAAAAGAAAAAAAACAAAAGCAACCCUCGUACUAAUAUUUCAAUAAACAGGAAGUCUAAAAGCGGCAUUUUAUUGCUGUUAAAAGUGCUUAAGGCCUGGCUUUUGAAAUGAUUUUGCUAAAUCUGUGGACAGGUUAUUUAUUUGAAAGGCAUUCGACCUCCGAUCAUGAAUGGGCCCAUGCACCCGCGCCCUUUGGUAGCGUUGCUGGAUGGCAGGGAUUGCACAGUAGAAAUGCCUAUUUUGAAGGAUGUUGCCACAGUGGCAUUUUGUGAUGCUCAGUCCACGCAAGAAAUUCAUGAAAAGGUACUAAAUGAAGCUGUGGGUGCACUGAUGUAUCACACUAUCACUUUAACACGAGAAGACCUGGAGAAAUUCAAAGCACUUCGAAUAAUUGUCCGAAUCGGCAGUGGUUUUGAUAACAUUGACAUCAAAUCUGCUGGGGAUUUAGGGAUUGCAGUAUGUAAUGUGCCAGCAGCAUCAGUAGAGGAAACAGCAGAUUCGACGAUGUGCCACAUCCUGAACCUUUACCGGCGAACCACCUGGCUUCACCAGGCUUUGCGAGAAGGCACAAGAGUACAGAGCGUUGAGCAGAUUCGGGAAGUUGCUUCAGGAGCAGCCAGGAUUCGAGGGGAGACCUUAGGCAUUAUUGGUUUAGGACGUGUUGGACAAGCAGUGGCAUUACGUGCAAAAGCCUUUGGCUUUAGUGUCAUUUUUUAUGACCCAUACCUCUCAGAUGGCAUUGAACGUGCUCUUGGACUGCAGCGGGUGAGCACUUUACAGGAUCUGCUAUUUCACAGUGACUGUGUAACCCUACACUGCAACUUGAAUGAACACAAUCAUCAUCUUAUUAAUGACUUCACCAUAAAACAGAUGAGACAAGGGGCUUUCCUGGUCAACACAGCUCGAGGUGGGUUAGUAGACGAAAAAGCACUUGCACAGGCCCUGAAGGAAGGAAGGAUACGAGGGGCAGCCUUAGAUGUACAUGAGUCAGAACCAUUCAGCUUUAGUCAGGGUCCAUUGAAGGAUGCACCAAACCUGAUCUGUACCCCACAUGCAGCCUGGUACAGUGAACAAGCCUCUAUCGAGAUGCGGGAGGAAGCAGCACGAGAGAUCCGGAGGGCUAUCACAGGUCGUAUUCCAGACAGCCUGAAAAACUGUGUUAACAAAGAUCAUUUGACUGCAGCUACACAUUGGGCCAGCAUGGAUCCAGGAGUUGUUCAUCCAGAGCUUAAUGGUGCUGCGUACAGCAGGUAUCCUCCUGGUGUUGUAAGCGUGGCUCCCACUGGCAUACCUACCGCAGUAGAAGGAAUAGUCCCCAACCCCAUGUCUUUAUCACACGGCCUCCCUGCUGUUGCUCACCCGCCCCAUGCUCCUUCCCCCGGCCAAACAGUCAAACCAGAAGCUGAUAGAGACCACCCAAGUGACCAAUUGUAGCCUAAGAAAACAGCAUUCCCAGCAUUGGAGAUUUCAACUUCAGAGAGAGCGUGUGGAAAAAAUCUGGAUUUUGAAUAAAGGCAAAAAACCAUGAACUUACAGGAGGAGACGAUUAUUGUUUUAGAAACUGGUCCAAUAUACAGUAUAAAAGGAAAAGGUGGGAGUCAAAAACGAAGAUUUGGAAACUUUUUUUCCUCCGUAUAAAUUGUAGUUUGUCCCUGUCCAGUGGACUGAUUCACUGUUUCUGUGUCCUAUGGGUUCUUUGUUAAAGCAAGAAAAGUUAGUAGUUAAUUAUAUCAUGAAUGUACUUGUCUGUGUACAGUUUUUAGAACAUUAAAAAGGGUUUGUUUGCUUAGCUGUCAACAAGAAAAAAAACCAUAAGGGAGGCAUUCAACAAACCAAUUUUGAGAUUAAAAAUCCUUUCUUUUAUAUGUUAAAACAUGCCCAAAAAUGAGGCAGUUGGCAAACUUCUCAGGACAAUGAAUUUUUCCCAUUUUUCUUUCUACACCACACAGUGCAUUGUUUUUUCUACCUGCUUGUCUUAUUUUUUAGACUAAUUUAGUAAACAAAAGAGAAACCGUUUCUCCUAAUUUUGGCAUGAAUUCCCUUAUUUCAAAAUGAAGACAACAUUGCAAAGAGAUUUUGAGGAAAAUAAAGGUUUUGUAUAAACGAGCAUUGUGCUUUUUGUCACCAGUUAAAGUAUAUAUUAUUGGUGGUAUGCGAAAAAGGCACUAGACUACUGAAAAGUAGCAGCAUUUCAUUGCCUACAUUGAUUCCUUCCUGGUAAUGUGGUAGGCUAGCAAUAUUUUUGGUUAAAAUCAUGUUUGUGACUGUAACCAUUUGUAUGAAUUAUUUUAAAGAAAUAAAAAUCGCAGACAAAGAUCAUAUGUGUAAAAUUUUUAUUUCUAGUAACUGUUUAUUCAACUUUUAUUAGGUUUCUUAGCUGUAAUUUUUAAAAAGAUGCUGUCAAGUAUUUCAUUUCUAGCUUUACUUUGCUCUCCAUUGUUUGUAAUACCCUCUUGGAAGCUUGAACAAUAAAAAUUCUUUCCAUACCA